AUGUCUUCAAUCGCUAAAUAUGAAUUAUUAAAACAAGAUGGAACAUUUCAAGAUCGUCUGAAAUAUGUUUUAUCAUUAGAAAAUAAAAGUGAAAUUGAAAAAUAUUUAAAAGAAUCUUUAUUAUCAUCAUAUGAUGAUUUACAAAUGUUUGUAUUUUUAUCAACAUCAACUAAAAAUCAAAAGAAUUUAUUAGAAAUAAUUCAAAUUGAUUCAUUACCAAUAAAACAACGAACAAUUGCUGCACAAAAUUGGAUUCAACUUGAAAAAGAUGAAAAACAAAUUUUUAAUUUUAUUAUUCAAAAUCUCAAUGAGAAAAAUAUGCCUCGAUAUUUUAAAUAUCGACUUUUACAAGAUUUACAUCGACAUAAAUAUUUAAAAAAAUCUUCAACAUUUUUCUAUUCACUUGCUUCUCAUUUAACUCAAACAAAUCAUCAUUCACAAUAUAAUAUCGAUGCACAUUUAUUACCAUUUUGUACAAAAGAACAAAUAUUUGAUCUUUUAUCUCGAUGGUCAUUGAAACAUCUUGAACAAAUUGAUUGUUCAUCAGCAUUAAUUCGUUAUCAACCUCGUGUUAUUAUUGAUUUAAUUCGAAAUGAUCUAAAAGAGAAAAAAUCAAAUCAUGAAAAAUUUCGAAGUUAUUUUCGAGAUCACGAAAAAUUAUUUGAAGCAAUUGUUGAAAAACAACCAAAAGAAUUGGUUCGCUUAACAAUUGAAUAUCUAAAUCAAUUAGAAAAACAUGAACGAUUUUUACCAACUAUAAUUCAAUCCAAACAAGAAUAUUUUUUUAAAAAAGCACCAACUGAAAUGAUUGAAUUAAUGGCAAUUGUUGCUUCAAAUCAACCAGGUGUAAUUAAAUAUCAAUCAACUUGGUCAAAUGAUGGAUAUGAACUUGGAUCAUUUUCACUUCCUCGUUCAUUUUCAAUUAAAAAUAAUGUUGAAUUAUUCUCUACAUUGUAUGAUAAAUGUAAAUGGUCAUCAAAUCAUACAAUUCGUCUUGUUCAAUAUAUGUUAGAAGAAGGAAAUUCUAACAUAAGUAUUGGUGGAAUUAAAAAACAACGAAAAUGGUUAUUUGAUACUGUUAUAAAUGAACAUAUUGGAAAAGAAUUAUUUCUUAAAAAAUUAUUAAAAGAAGGAGAUAGAAGUACUCUUCAACUAUUAGAAUUAUAUCCAGAAUUAACAACUCCACUUUCAAUUAAUUUAAUAUCACAAUUAGAAAAAAAAGGAAUUGUUGAAGCUGGAGACCGUUUAUCAUUAAUUCGUUAUCAAACAAUGACAGAAGAGAUAUUUAAUGAAUUUUUAUCAUUAUUUAAACAAACAAGUUCUGAUGUAAAUCAACGUCAAGUAAAUUAUCCAUUAUUUUUUCAAUGUGCUGUUUCAACAAAUGGUGAAUCUGUUAAAAAAGUUCUUCAAUGGAUUGAGAAAAGAUUUACUAAUGAACAACUUAUUGUUAUUGAACUUUUCUUAGAACAACUUAAAUCAGUUAAAAAUAAAUUUCCAUUGGAAAUGUUACCAAAUAAUUUUGAAUCAAUUGAAAAUAUAAUUAAUAUUGCAUUAAAUCAUUUACAACAAUCAGAAAAUACUUUACGACUUAUCAUUAAUUAUCAAAUAUUUUUACUUCAACUUGUUGAACAUUCUUCAAAUAAAGAACAAAAAGAAAAAAUUCAAACAUUUGCUACGAAAAUUCUUAAAGAAUGUUCUUCGAAAAAUGAUGUUUAUAGAAUAUUUACUGCAUCGAUAUCUAAAACAUAUCCAGAAACACGUCAUAUAUUGGCAAAUAUUCUUAUCUCAGAUAUCUUUCCAAAAUUGAUUUCAAAAUCUAUGUUGACCGAAUUAGUUAGUGUAUUAAAUUCAGCUAUUGACGAAGCUUGGCGUUUACCAGAAAUUGAUUCAUUUAUUGAUAAAUUUUUUACUGAAUUUCUUCCUUCAUCAACAAAACUUCAAUCAUCAUUUAGUAUUGAUUCACAUUCGACAUUAAUUUCAUUUUAUCUCAAAAAUCGUUCAACUCGAUUUCAACGUGUUAAUUAUUUAAUUAAUAAACUGGAUAAAUUAUUUUUUAUUAAUACAGAUGUUCAACAAAUUGCGAUACGUUCACAACAACAUCGACAACUCAUAGAUCAAUUAAUUCAAGAUGAGAAAUGUUUUACUUUUGAUAAAUUAUCAAAUGAACAAAGUAAAUUUUCAACAAUUUUAACUUCACCUAAGAAAAAUAUGAAGGAACCUGGUUUAAAUACUGAUACUUUAUCGAGCUUAUCUCAUUUAUUAACUGGAAAACAACAAGAACAUAUUACAAAUAUUAUUCUAAAUGAUUAUCUUCAAGAUAAAGAAGUAAGUAAUUUACAAAAAUUAGUAUCAUUUCGUAUUCUUCGUCGUCUAACACAUACAUAUAAUAUAACUCUCGAAUGGAUCUAUAAAAAACAAGAUUCACCAUUACCAAUUGACAGUUCUACAGAGAAGAAAAGUUCUCGUAAUCGAGGUGCUGCUACGGAACCACUUAACGAUAUUAUCAUAUGUUUACCAUCUACAUUUGAUUUAACUCUACAAUCAUUAAUUAAACAUUUGGAGUUUUUAACAACAAAAUUAAAUGCAUCAAAUGCAAAAUAUAUUAGUGAUGCUUUGUUAAGUAUUUCAAGAAAAAUACCGGAUGAAAUAUUUCUAGAAAAAUAUCUGGAUUUUAUACAAAGUGAACAAUUUCAAAAACUUGGUACAACAGCAAAUAAAGCACUACUUCGUUUAUUAGUUGAAUAUGUAUCAAAUACAAACUUAAUAAAAUUAAUUAUUAAACCAAUAUGGAAUAAACAUCCACAUCAAGAUGUUCGUGCAUGUCUUAUCUUAACUUUACUUCAUUUUAUUGGUAAAACAUCUUCAAAUGAAGAUGAAAAUAUUAUUUGGGAAAUUCUCGAAGAAGCAGCAGACGAUGAUUAUCUUCCUGUUGUACAAAAUUUAUUUGCUGAUCAGCCAGGAAAAUCUUCUCCUUCUUGGCCAUUAACAAAACUAAAACAUUCAUCUGAAAAUGUCUUUGAAACAUUUAUUAAUCGAAUACAAUUUAAAGUCUUAGAUCAUCCAACAUCAUUAAAAGCACGUUCAUGGGCUUGGUCUAAUAUUGAUCAUGAACAUUGUGAUAUGAAGAAAUUAUAUGAAAAAGCUCAAGAAAUAUGUAUACAAUUUGAUAAAGAUGGAAGUAGUUUAUGGUCAAAUGCUUUUGAAAAAAUUCUUUCAGUUUAUAAACAACCAAAAACAUUAUCAUCAAAUAUGGUUUAUGAUAUAAUUAAAAAAAUGAUGUCACGUCGAGAAGAAAUUGAUUCGAAAGAAAAUGCUAUUGAUAAUCAACAUGAUUUACCAGUUUAUCAUCGUAUUCAAAGUCUUUUAACAAUUCUUAAUUCUAAAAUAAAUGAUUUUGAUAAUGAAAAAAAAAUUUCUUUUCGUUCACUUGCUCCAAUUAUUCUUCAAUUUGAUAAGACAUUGUCUCCUCAAUUAGCAAAAUUAUUGAUAAAAACAACUCAAAAUAAAGAAGAACUUGAAGAUGUAUUGCAAAUGUUUCAAGAAAAUUUACCUAAAAAUUAUUUUGAACGAAUAUUAACAGACAUAUCAAGUGAAAUCAAUAAUAGUCAUUCAUCUUUUUUUAUUCAACAAUUAAGUGGUGAUGAAAAACUUGAAGUAGCUCAAUGGUUUAUUAAAGAAAAAAAUCGAACAUUAUUUGUUUUUGAUUUUCUUAAAAAUCAUGUAUUUAAUGAUAACGGUGUUGAUAGAGAAAAAUGUCAAAAUCUUCUUCGAGAAAUACGAAAAAGUGAUGAUUUAUAUUUACGACAACAAGCAAUGGAAUAUACUGUACCUUGGAAAGAAGAUGGAGAUAUUGCAGAUGAUAAUGAUGACAUGAGUGUUUCCGAUCAUCCUUCUGAUGAAAAUAUGUCUUAA
Molecule: messenger RNA, 3912 nt
Organism: Adineta steineri
Lineage: Eukaryota; Metazoa; Rotifera; Eurotatoria; Adinetida; Adinetidae
Source: the annotation of a GenBank genome assembly